AUGGCCAGCGUGUCUGAAGCUAGAACCAAAGACUGUCUCGCUCUAAGUCAUAUCCCCUCUCCCCUCGCAAACGAAACGGACACCAGUUCUGCUACAUCACGGCCCAUGGCCCCUCCCAUUUCCAUGGAUCCUCUGUUACUCACCUUCCAAUCCGAUGAACGACAACACGCCUCCUAUAAUUUGUACUUUGCCAAUCCCAACGAAGAGCAUUCAGCCAUGAGUGAGACGGACAGUGAUGAUGAUCUUGCCGAAACUCCACCGGCCCAGCUUCUUCCACAACCGAGUCAUGGACUCUCUUCUUUCAACGAAUACAAUCAAUCCGAGGCUACCAAUGUCAAUACUCCGCGAGCGUCUCGGGAUCAGUUGGGUUCCGCUCAGGCGAGCAGCGGCCGAAAAAGGUCUCGGAACCCCACCAUGAAUGAAGUAUCCAGUGCUGGCGUUGUGGACGACGAAGCUCCUCGGCAUGCUCAAGCCGAACAGCAUGCUAAGUCAACAAAGAGGCCUCGACGAGACAGCACUCAGCCAGAUAUCAAUUCACUCGACGUACAAGAUCAACGUACAAUGACCGCCAAGAAUGUUCCAGGCAACUUGGCCACGAUUAGUCAACCGGCUGAGCAUCAUUUCAACCAUCUUUCCGGAGCUGAGGUCGCGGAGAUCCUCUCCCAGGUGGAGAAGUCCAGGCAGACUACACAGUCGCAGCUCGAUCUUUUGAAAGCACAAAGCCAUACUUUCGACAAACGGCUCAUUGAUUUGACUAGAGACGUCCAGUCUGUGAUCAGGCAGCAGUCUAGAAUGUUGAAUGAGGUUGAUGAUCUGAGGAAGGACCUUGAAGAGGUAAAGACUGCUCUGCAGGACAAGCUAUAUGACCUGGAAGAGGAUAAGAUUGUGAUGAGAAACCAUCUCGAGGAAGUGACCCGGGACUGGAUGGAUGAGAAUAUUCUCAAUAGGCAGCCUACCAGUGUCACCAUUACCUGCAGGCGACGGAGGGAUUGA
Clonostachys rhizophaga is the source of this 993-nucleotide messenger RNA. The record is from the annotation of a GenBank genome assembly. Lineage: Eukaryota; Fungi; Ascomycota; Sordariomycetes; Hypocreales; Bionectriaceae.